AUGACUGAAUCACCUGGAGAAACCGUAGCGAAACACUUGUCGGAUCCUAGCAAAUCGCUACGACCGAUACUUACCUCUCUAAAUGGUGAUAAUAGCUGGCUGAUGUCCUUCCCCAGGCCUGAGGAGGAGCGGGCUGCUGCAGGGAAGGUCUUCUACCAUCUUGCUUUUGAGCCAUGGCUUAACGGAGCAGCGCAUGUUGGGCAUCGAUGGAUCGUACAUCUUGCUCGUGUUGAAAAGGAGGGCAUUUCGACAUUUGAAGACCUGGAGAAUCUCAUCAGAGCAAUCGAGCAAGCUGCUUCUGCGUAUUUGCCGCCAAAAGCUCAAGAUCAAGCGGCCCAGCCCGCGCCGACAAGACAACUCGAUGCUAUCCUGCUUGGCUUCUUCUACUCCGAUCAUCUUCAUCCGCAAACUCUCAAAACGUUUCCUCCCGAGAUUCCCGUCAUAGUAACACCUCCAGGAGCUGCCAUCAUCGAGCCAUGGAAUCACUUCAAGACCAUCAAAAUCAUCAACAACUUCGAUCCCUCCGCGACAACUUGGAACUCACCAGACCUUCACCCAGGCGAUCCAGUCCCAAGCUGGUUUACACCGCUAAUGAUCCUCGGCAAAAGCGAACUCAACUUCGUCUUCGCCAUAAUCUGGUCCCAUACCAUCAACGGCGAAGAAAUCCACGAAGCAAUUCUUGACUCUCCCCAUGGCGUGCAACUCGAUGCCAAACCCCUCGAAGCAUUCCUCGUAUCAGAGCCCAAGACAAAGAAACUCGCUAUGCUUCACGGUCUUAAAGAAAGUCACACCGGCGGUAUUCAAACAUGUUACGGCGCAAAAGGUGGUCUUGGACUGCAUCGAAAGGUUGGAGGUGUAGAGCACUGGGUUUCGACACACUCUGCUGAGCUGAAAUAUACCGGGAUAUUCAUGAGGCUUGUUUGGACUACCGAUACACCAAGGACGAUCGAGUGGGCGUUGGAGGAGGAAAAGAAGGAACAUCCUGAUGAGGAGUUGUCUGGACCGCCGAAUUUCAUCAAGGUUCCGAAUGGUGGGUCGACGGUUUUGACGUGUUAG
Molecule: messenger RNA, 1056 nt
Organism: Fusarium redolens
Lineage: Eukaryota; Fungi; Ascomycota; Sordariomycetes; Hypocreales; Nectriaceae
Exons: 1
Coding region: 1-1056 (351 amino acids)
Source: RefSeq, a predicted model, not a curated record